Molecule: messenger RNA, 387 nt
Organism: Rotaria sordida
Lineage: Eukaryota; Metazoa; Rotifera; Eurotatoria; Philodinida; Philodinidae
Source: the annotation of a GenBank genome assembly
AUGGCGACGGAUAAAAAACGUAAACUUAGUAUCUUAGAUCGUUUAGUUAAACUCACAGUUAAACCACCACCGAUAGAAGAAGAAAUUUGGUCAAAUUCACCUGUUCAAAUAUAUGUGUAUCAAUUGCCAGAAGGUUUUUUCGAAACUGUAGACGGUGUACCAUUAGAAGCUGGCUACUAUGCUGUACCGUAUUUCUAUCAAUCACCAUAUAUUGCUGAUCAACCAGAAGAGUUGCCUCAUCAUUCUCAUCACCAUGACUAUUAUCAAGCAAAACAAACAUAUGCUCAGUCACAAUCGAAACCCGACAAUAAUAAAGUUUCCUCGAAAAAAGCUAGAUUUAAUCUAAAAUUUCAUAAACAUUCUCAUGAUUAUGAGCCAAUAGUUUAA